Molecule: messenger RNA, 1533 nt
Organism: Fusarium vanettenii 77-13-4
Lineage: Eukaryota; Fungi; Ascomycota; Sordariomycetes; Hypocreales; Nectriaceae
Exons: 6
Coding region: 1-1533 (510 amino acids)
Biological process (GO): amino acid transmembrane transport
Cellular component (GO): membrane
Molecular function (GO): amino acid transmembrane transporter activity
Source: RefSeq, a predicted model, not a curated record
AUGGUCGACUACGAGCACACCCACCUACGUCGCGAUUUUAAAGAACGCCAUGUGUCCAUGAUUGCCAUUGGCGGUGCCCUGGGUACUGGUCUUGUCAUCGGGACUGGAGUUGCCCUUGUUCGCGGUGGGCCUGGCAGCCUCCUUAUAGCGUACAUGAUUAUCGGGGCCUGCAUCUUCUUUGUCAUGACGGCAGUUGCUGAGAUGUCGACAAUGUUUCCCAUGGAUAAGGGAUUCUCUGGAUAUGCUACUCGAUUCGUCGAUCCCGCACUUGGGUUUGCUACUGGCUGGAAUUACUUCCUCAAAUACGCCAUCGUACUUCCGAACAACCUCACGGCAGCGGGGAUCAUCAUCCAAUAUUGGCGGCCAGAUCUGAACGUUGGCAUCUUUGUCGCCUCCUUCACCGUUGCCAUCGUCCUCGUCAACCUUCUUCACGUCUCCUUCUUUGGAGAGGCCGAGUUCUGGAUGUCUCUCAUCAAAUUGCUCAUCAUGAUCAUGCUCAUCCUAGUCUGUCUCGUCAUCUCACUUGGAGGACAGCCAUCGGGUGAACGUAUUGGCUUCAAGUUCUGGUCUGACCCUGGCGCAUUUGGUACCUAUCUCGUUGAUGGGCCCACUGGAAGGUUGCUUGGUUUCUGGGCGUGUAUGGUCCAGGCUUGCUUCGCUUACACAGGGGCAGGUACUGAAGUCGUCGGAAUCGCCUUUGGAGAGGCCCCCAACCCUCGAAAGACGAUCCGAAAGGCAGUCAGGCAAACUAUGUGGCGUAUCAUCUUCUUCUAUAUCCUGGGAGCCCUUGCCUUGGGUAUGGCUGUCCCUUAUACCAAUGACAGGUUAAUCGGUGGCACGAAGCAGAGGACCGGCGCGGGGGCUAGUCCCUUUGUGAUUGCCAGCCAGCUUGCCGAAAUUCCUAUUCUUCCACAUGUUGCCAAUGGGGGCCUUCUCAUGUUCGUGAUCAGCGCCGCCAACGCUGACAUCUAUAUCGGAUCAAGGACUCUGUUUGGUCUUGCGCACGAUAACCAGGCCCCUGCCAUCUUCAAAAGAACUACUGGAAAGGGUGUGCCUCUCGCAGGUGUUAUUCUUGUGGCUAUCUUUACCAGUCUGGCGUACAUGAACGUCUCGCAGAACUCGGCAACCGUUUUUAGCUACUUGGUGAGUCUGGUUACCGUGUUUGGCACGCUCAACUGGGUCAGCAUUCUGGUGAGCUACGUCUUUUUUUCGCAAGGCAUGAAGUCACAGGGCAUUCCAAGAAGUAUGAUGCCUUACCGUGGGUUUCUGCAACCCUACGGCUCCUAUGUUAGUCUUGUGGUUGUUAUCUUCGUCAUGUUCUUCAACGGAUACGCUGCUUUCAUACCUACGUUCGAUGUGUCUAAAUUUAUGACUUCAUACAUUGGCAUCAUUCUCUACAUCCUCAACAUUUUUUGGUGGAAGCUGUGGCACGGUACAAGCAGGGUCGGACUCAAGGAGAUGGAUCUUUCCACAGGCAGGCUUGACAUUCCGCUGGACAGUUCGGCUUGUCACAAAGUCGGACAAGUAAGAUGA